Molecule: messenger RNA, 882 nt
Organism: Akanthomyces muscarius
Lineage: Eukaryota; Fungi; Ascomycota; Sordariomycetes; Hypocreales; Cordycipitaceae
Exons: 6
Coding region: 1-882 (293 amino acids)
Molecular function (GO): acetylpyruvate hydrolase activity
Source: RefSeq, a predicted model, not a curated record
AUGUUUAUCGUACCUGUAUGGAGUCGACUUGUCAGGUUCAUUUCGGAUGAUGGCCGAGAGCUGUGUGGCGAACCGGAAGAUGGAAAUGUUGAUGUUGGACUCGCGCUGGCCGCCGGCGAAACUGUCAAGGUGCGAGUACUUGAGCUGAAUUCUGCUCUGAAACCUGGUAAAUUCACUGGUGAAGUGACUUCGAUUCAAAAACUUCUCUCUCCCCUUGCGCCAGAUGAAGUAGGCACUAUCCGAUGCGUCGGCCUCAACUUCAAGGACCACGCGGCCGAGCUCAAUCUACCCCUUCCUAAAGUGCCAGAGGUCUUCAUGAAGCCCGCUGGAUGUGUGAAUGGUCCCUUGGGCGCUGUCGUCAUACCCAGAUCUGCAACGUCCGCAGACGCAGAAGUUGAGCUCGCCAUUGUUCUCGCUUGUGACUGCAAGAAUGUUGAUGUUACUUCCGCUGCCGACUACAUCCUCGGGUUUACCACAGCCAACGAUAUCACUUGUAGAGAUGUUCAAGGAAAGACGUCGCAAUGGGGGUAUUGCAAGGGCUAUGAUGGAUUUUGCCCGCUGGGCCCAACUUUGAUCUCGGCGAAGCAUCUCCCUGAGCCGCUCCAGCUGCGAAUGACAACGACGAUCGAUGGUAGCGUAAUCCAAGACGGAACGACAACUGACAUGAUAUUUUCUCCGGAAGAGAUUGUAUCAUAUCUAUCCCAAGAUACAACGCUGCCCCGAGGCACUGUAAUUCUGACCGGGACCCCUGCAGGCAUCGGCCACAGCCACCGACCGCCGCGCUACCUUACCCCAGGCUGCGACCUCAAAGUUGGCAUUGAACGCAUCGGAACUUUGGUCAAUCCUGUUGUCGCGGACAGCACUUCGCAUUCAAGGCUGUAA